Molecule: messenger RNA, 1728 nt
Organism: Cinclus cinclus
Lineage: Eukaryota; Metazoa; Chordata; Aves; Passeriformes; Cinclidae
Exons: 3
Coding region: 1063-1719 (218 amino acids)
Source: RefSeq, a predicted model, not a curated record
CAGCGCUCCGCCCGUUGCCCCGGCCGGCUCCGAGCCGAUUCGGGCACUCCGGGGCCGGGCGUCCCUGACCUGGCUGUAGCUUGGCGGGGUGCAGCUCCCCGGCGGUCCCGGAGCGGAGAUGCGCCAGCGAGAAGUCGCUGGCUGAGCUGCCUCCCCGAGUUCCAGAGAUAAGAUAAAUAAUUUACUGGAUGGAGAUCUCUGAUUACUCACUCUAUUAGCAUUUGGAGCAAGGAGCUCCAGCCACUGGGAGCUGAAUUAUUCCAGACAAAGCCCAUCUGGGCUGCUGCUCCUAAGCAAGAGCGAGGAGUUCCUGGCAUCCCAUACAUACUUGUGGGAUGAAUUGCUUGAAAUCGAAUGGGUUUUACUGGAAAUGCUGGUGAGAUUCUAUCCCCUUUAGUGUUAAGAAAAAGGAUUAAAUGCAACCAAGAUGCACCCCCCCCCCCCAACUGGGGUUUGGAUCUGCAGCCCAGCCCUUGCACCGGCCGGGAAGGACUCACCACCAUCGCUGCCGCUUUUAGAUUUACCCAGAACGUGACACAUCCUCUUUCAGGGCCUGAGAAAACCAAAAACUGGAAAAUCUACCUUCCGUUUUACCCAUAAAGUGACAUUUUUAUUUAGGGAAAAGUGUGAGAAUCUGACGCAGCGCCUCCAUUCCUCUUUGUUUAACAUAUAUAAUUGUUAAAAAUAUCUAUUUUAAUAUAUUGUUGUUGCAAUUCGAAGUGAUGCAAGCUGAGAGUGGGGCAGAGGGGCAGGCAGCGCCUUUCUCCCGCCGUAUUCCCACCCGGCGCCUGGGCACGUUUGGGACAACUGGUUCUGCCAGUCGAUGCUCAGCCGUGGGAUGAGGUGACUUAGCAUUUGGCCCCGAACUCAUUAUCAAAUUCUUUGCCAGGAUGAUGAAAGGCACCGAAGGGGCUGCCCUGGAAACCUGUUGACAAACAGAGCUCGUCCGGAGCGGCCGGGCUUUCCCGGGGGCUGCCUGUCCCUGACUCCUCGGGAGAAGCAGCUCUGCCCGAACCUGCUCAUUAGCGUCGGAGGGAGGGAGCAGCGUGUCUUGCAACCGGGAUGAUCUGGGGCCAAAUCAUCCUCGUGCGUAAACCUGCCCAGCUGCUCGUUUACCCCGGCACUGAGUCAGCCGCCGUCUCUUCCUGCUGGCACGCAGGGCUUGGGUCCCCGCUGGACUGGGGGAACCCCCUCUCUGGAGCUUUGAGUCACUGCGUGACCUUGGCUGAGUCUGCCCGUGGCUCCCUCGGCUCGGGUUCGGUCGCCCGCGGAACCGGCUUUGCCCCAGGGCGUGGGGCAAAGCACGGCACCGACCUGCGGAUCCCCGGGGGAAGCCCGAAACCUUCUUCAUCUCUUCGCGAUGCUCUGACGGGCACCCCGCUCUCUCCACGUCCCCUGAUACAACCUGGAAAAAAGGGUUUUGAGGCAUCCCAGCAAUACCUACUGUCCCAUGAGGAGGGCAUGAAGCCCUUUGCCCACCCAGGGCUUGUCCUAGCCUGGCGGUGGGAGCCCGGAGAGGCGAGAGGUGAGGAGAGUCGGGAAGUGAGGAUGCUCCCACCUACACGCAGUGAGCAAUUCCUGGUGGCAUCGGCCGGGAAGCGGGCGCUGCCCUGGCCCCGGGAGUGCUGGGACACCCCCAGCGUGUCAUCACCUGCUCCAAGUCACCCCUACAGCCACAAUAAGGUGCUCUGGGGUCUCACAUCACAUUUGGAAAUGUAAUAAAAUGUG